CCGAGGCACUAUCAUAUUUUAAAUGCUCUAUUUAUUACAAAACGUGCUGAGAAAAAUCAACCCCACCACAGAAAAUUUAAAAGGCUUAUUUUACACAGAAAUGGUCUUGACACCAUGCAUGUGGUCCUCAUUAGAGUUAUCAAAAGGGAAAAAAGGUUAGAGAACAUCAAAACAAUUAAUUAGUACAAACACAAUGCCGAAUAAAACUGAGUCCACUGAGCAAUGGCAACAUCCCAAGCAGUUGCUCAAGCUCCAGAAGUUGAAGGUGAAGAAAAGGGCCUUACAACAGCGAAUAUAUUCCGUUGCAAGUUUGAAAGAUGCGAAAGAAACCCAGGCUGUAAAGGCGUCGCCGUUCGAGACAAUUUUCAACGGUAAAAAGCGCCGAAAUCCCUUUGCCAAGGACGAUAGCCAGGCGAAGAAACCCAAGCCGAGUGAGAGCUUAAUCAGUGAGAGUCAGGAUGAGACUUUGUAUAAAAUUCUCAAUCAGUCUUCAGCGACUGUUGACGCGAAACAGCCACUGGCUACAUUCCAGAAUGUUUUGUCCCUGAAUGAAGCGCCAAAGAAGGCCCGGGCUGCUGAGUCCCCGUGCUGCCCGAUAGACUGGACUUUGAGGCAAAAAAUCCGGCUCAUAUCCUCCCAGCCCUUUCCCUGGACGCAAAAUCUCAAGAUCAGCGAAGAGUCAUCGGGGCUGACGAGUUUUGCGCGCUGUUUGGACAUUGAUAAGUGCAACACCUCACUGGACACAUCUCCUAACGCCAAAUUCCAUCAGUGCUGCCUAUUAUGGCAACAACCCGUCCUUCCCUGGCUGUCCCUCUUUCCAAGGAACAGCCUCAAAAGCAACACGAAUGGCGUCAAUUUGGGGGCAAGUUCCGUCGUAAAGACCAGCCUUUAUGAGUCCUGGACGGACAGUUUUAAGUCGCUUUACCAGCUGAUAAGAACGCGCCAGUGCCCGUAUUUUUAUGUGUGUGCCAACAGUUUUACGGCUCUUUUUCGAGCUGCCGGCUUAUGCGGGUAUGCAGACCUGCAUGCUAUGGUCACGCCUACAACAAGGGGCUUUCGUAACUUACUGAAGGAGCAGGACAUUGAAUUUGAAAUGAGUCUGCAGCCUACCAAGGAAGCAGAGAAGCAGGACUUGAAGGAGGCAACUGAUGUUCAGGCUAACGAGCUGCAGCAUCAUGACGAAGAUGACGAGGACUGGCUGGAAAAUCUGGGCAUCAAUGCUGACGAUAUAAAGAACAUCAAUUAUACUCAGGACCGUAUAAAGCACAAAAGCGAAUGCCAGGUGGACAGUUCGCACCAAAGCCUGAUCCUGAUUGAAGGCGUCGAAGUCAAUUCGUUUUUCAACUUUUUGCUCAACUGCAAAAGCACAAUUGCUGUGACUGGAUUGUUUGCUGGAAUUCCGCCCACCUUACUGGCUCCAGUCGCCUUCUACGGAGCCACUCUGAAUGCGCUGAAAGUGCGCGAAAGCAAAAUGCAUUCAGCCGGAAGCGACUAUUAUUCCAUCGAACUAACCGGACCAAUUUUGCCGACAACCGUUCACAAUAUUCUCAAUAUCAACCCGGCAAAUCACAGCAUUACAAUGACGUUCAAUGAUUUGGAAAGUACUCGAGGGUUUAGUAAAGUGGCCAAGAAGAAGCCCCCGGAAGAGGAAAAAGGGACUGCGAUUUUCGGCAAAGAGAACUUGUCUGAUUGUGGCCUUCAUCCGACAGUGUUGACCGGUUUUUGCUCAGCUGAUGCUCAACGAGUCAGCAAUAUCGAAUGCCUGAAAUACUCCGGGGAGACGAAAACGUUCACCUGGAGCUAACACUUCUGGAGUUCAACCAUUCGGAGACGUAUAAAAGCCACUAGUUUCACAAAAUCUAAUUGACUUCGCGCAGAAACAGUGAAAAGGGCAGAUCUUAACUGAGGAUUGGUCCAAAUACGACAAUCUCCAAAUGAAGUAGGUUUUAUUGGUUUAUUACAACCUUUCAUUAUUAA
This is a messenger RNA of Dendroctonus ponderosae (mountain pine beetle), 1977 nucleotides long. RefSeq names its product protein downstream neighbor of son homolog. Gene Ontology annotation, biological process: nuclear DNA replication. The record is from RefSeq and is a predicted model, not a curated record. The transcript is spliced from 5 exons. The coding region runs from base 194 to 1804 and encodes 536 amino acids. NCBI's taxonomy places the organism in Eukaryota, Metazoa, Arthropoda, Insecta, Coleoptera, Curculionidae. Gene Ontology annotation, cellular component: nucleus.